AUGGAUCAUCUGUCAAAUCAACAUAAGUUUCAAAGAAAAACAGACACAUACUUUUCGCAAGUUAGUAAAACAAAGACUUUUUUGUGUCAGCAAAGUAAAGAAUGCAAUCGGAUUGUCAGCUGUUCCUGUGCAAGAUGCAGUUCAAAGAUCUGUGAUAGAUGUCAAAAUCUGCAUUCUUGUUCAAAUAAAUCAUUUAUCAGUGUCAUUUUUAACGAAAAAUUGCAAGAGCUCCAACCACUGUGCAAGCAACACGACUCGCUUGCAAAAUAUGUUUGUAUUGACUGUGAAAAUUUGUUUACCUGUGUGUAUUGCACACACAGGCAACAUAAGAAUCACCGAAUAAAAACGGUUGAUGAUUUUGGUCUGGAAGCGAAACAAUGGUUUCAGUCGUUUAUCAACUCAUUCGACGAAACUAAGGUUGUCUUUGAAGAGUUAACAAGAAAAUACAACGAAGCCUUGACGAGUUUUAAAACAGAGAGAGAAAUAUUUGCUCGUGAAUUAAAAGUGAGAAAGUUGAAACGAAUGACAGAGUAUGUGAAAAUGUUAAACGCAGAAGAAGAAAACCAUUUAAAAGAGUUUGAUGAAAAAGUAGAAGAAUUUAAAGCACAAGUAAUCCUUGUUGGUCUCUUAGACAACACUUGGAUAAAACGAUUCUCAGAUUACAUAUAUGUUUUUAAUUCAAAAUCUCACUUUGAAUUGGUUGCUGAGAAGUUAGAAAUUGAACGACAGCUUCGUAGUCUAACUUCUUUUCCAAAAACUAUCCUAACUUUUAAUUCACAUCUUUAUCAGUUGAAAAAAGAAGAUUAUUUUACCAGUCCAUUGGGUCGAGUGCAAGUUUCCGUCGAUGAUAUGUCCACUAUUGGUAUAGAUCCUAGUAAAUGUUCUGUUUAUAAAAACUUGAUUGAUGAAUGUGAGCCACAACCCAACUUUUCGGAAUUAGCAACUAAUUUAAAGACAUUACUUAAAAGUUUAGAAGAAUACGAAAGAUCUCGUGCAAAUGUAAAUCUUGAUGGUGAGAAGCAAAGAAGCAGCGCUGUGAAGCAAAAAGAUGCAACGGGGCUUUCAAAGUUGUACUCCUUUGAAGACCUUCGGGAAAUAAUACAAAAUGGUGAUGACAAGAAACUGCAGUUCGUCCUUAUUAAUAGUCCAAAUAUCGUUAAAAUGAGGGAUGAUUAUGGACACACACUGUUGAUAGAAGCUGCACGGAGAAAUAAACCAUCGAUAGUACAAGCUUUAAUCGAUGCUGGUAGUGAGGUGUACGCUGUAAACAAACGCAAAUGGAAUGCAUAUCACUUUAGUGCAAAGUUUGAUCACCAAGAUGUUCUAAAAAUUUUGAUUAAUUGUGAUGUCACACACAUUAACAAUGUAGACAAUGACAAUAACACACCAUUACAUCUUGCGUCUGCUCGUGAUCAUGUUGAAUGUGUUAAGUUGUUGUUGUCAAUACCACAUAUUAAUGUUAAUAUACAAAACUGGAAGAAUCAAACAGCCUAUGAUGUUGCUUGUAAUAGCGCUACCAGACGAUUACUUGAGAAGCAUCGGGGAGAAGCAGCAAAGCUGUUGGAUUAUUAGAUUUUGCUUUUUGACACAACAGUGAAAGACAGUACCGUUGUAAAAAACUUCAUGCGACUUAUUGCAACUGGUAUUACUUUUAUGACACUUUAGAAGUAAAAAAGUAUGUAAGAAGUUCUAUUGCGAAUGAGUUUGUAGUUUGUGAAUUUAUUAGACUAACAGCUAAGAAAUUGAUUGCAUGACAAUACCUAUCGCAAAGAUUUUUCGCAAAGUUUUGUAUAGCUUUUUAACCACACCACAUGAAAUCAACACAUUUAAUCAUGAACUUAUAAAUAUAAAAUACUAUGGCGAUAAAUUUUUUGAAAGUGCCACUUAAUGCUAGUAUCGGUUUUUGUGGUAUGUCCUCACUGAGGACAGUUACAAAUAUAACUUUAUAUUUGCGACAAAAGGAAAAGACAUUGUAAAUAUAUGUAAACAGAGCCCCCGUUCCUCGUUUCCCCGUUUGUUAAUUACACAAAGUUGUUUUUGUUGUUGUUGUUGUUGUUGAUGAACUGCAGUAAAACAUGUAAUUGCUGUUUUUGAGCAUAAUUAUAGUAAAUAUUAAAUUUAUAAAAUGUUCGAAAUGCCAAAAUAAAUUGCUAAGAAACUUUUGGCAAAACUGUCAAAU
This is a messenger RNA of Hydractinia symbiolongicarpus, 2179 nucleotides long. RefSeq lists its product as uncharacterized. Gene Ontology annotation, molecular function: protein binding. Gene Ontology annotation, biological process: regulation of barbed-end actin filament capping. The record is from RefSeq and is a predicted model, not a curated record. Gene Ontology annotation, cellular component: cytoplasm; nucleus. Lineage: Eukaryota; Metazoa; Cnidaria; Hydrozoa; Anthoathecata; Hydractiniidae. The coding region runs from base 1 to 1572 and encodes 523 amino acids. The transcript has 5 exons.